CAAUUCUCAGACAGUGCUCAUUUAUUCGACUGGUGUCCGGGACGAGUGAGGGAGAGAGCCAUCAUCAGCCACCUCCUCCUAUUCCUCCAAAAGCCAUAAAUAAGCGAGUCCAGAGGCCAGAGCCGUAAAUAUAUAAACACAAACAAACAAACAAGCGAAUAAAACUGUAUCAAUGAAGCACCACACAUCUCCCUCCUCUUUUCUCAGAAGAAGUCGAGUUUCUCCCUAUCUUUUCACCUUCUUCGUUUUCAUUAUUUUCCUCGCCGUGCUCUACAGCGAGGACCUCAGUUGCCUCUUCAAACUCCCAUCUCUACAGCCCGGAAAGGACCCGGAGCAGCAAAAAGUAGGCAGGCCCGCAUCGGCAACAGAACACGCACGGUUGCCAUUUGCCGUCGGAGAGACCGAGGGAGGUUGCGAUGUGUUUAGCGGCAAAUGGGUUCGCGACGAAUCGAAUCGGCCUCUUUACGAGGAGUGGGAGUGCCCUUACAUUCAACCUCAGUUAACAUGCCAAGAACACGGGAGGCCCGAGAAAGAGUACCAGCACUGGCGAUGGCAGCCGCAUGGGUGUUCCCUCCAGAGCUUCAAUGCAACAUUCAUGCUGGAAAAGCUCCGAGGGAAGAGGAUGAUGUUUGUAGGUGACUCAUUGAACCGGGGUCAAUUCGUUUCCAUGGUCUGUCUCCUGCACAGAAUCAUCCCAGACCAUGCCAAAUCCAUGGAAACCUUUGACUCCUUAACAGUCUUCAGGGCAGAGGAGUACAAUGCCACGAUAGAGUUCUAUUGGGCUCCAUUUCUUCUAGAAUCAAACUCGGAUAAUGCUGUCAUCCAUAGGAUCGCAGAUAGAAUUGUCCGCAAAGGAUCGAUCAACAAGCAUGGACAAUACUGGAAGGGAGUUGACAUUCUGGUUUUCAAUACCUAUCUGUGGUGGAUGACUGGAUUGAAGAUGAAGAUCCUGUACAGUACCGUUCCUAUUGCUACGCAAAUGCAACGAAUGCAAGGGUCUUUCAACGAUGACGUUAAUGAUAUCAUGGAGGUAUCUACAGAAGAUGCCUAUCGGAUGACGAUGAAAAGUAUGUUGAGAUGGGUGCAAAAGAAUAUGGACCUUCCGAAGACCAGGGUCUUCUUUACUAGCAUGUCGCCCACCCACGGCAAGAGCAAAGAAUGGGGAGGCGACGCAGAAGGCAAUUGUUACAAUGAAACAACUCCGAUCAAUGAUCCGACGUACUGGGGAUCAGGGUCACGGAAAAGCAUAAUGCAGGUGAUCGGAGAAGUGUUUGAUAAAUCAAAGGUACCCAUCACAUUUCUCAACAUCACCCAACUCUCGGAGUAUCGGAAGGACGCCCAUACUUCAAUCUACAAGAAGCAGUGGAGCCCUCUCACCCCCGAGCAAUUAGCCAACCCAGUCAGCUACGCCGAUUGCGUCCAUUGGUGUAUGCCUGGCCUUCAAGAUACUUGGAAUGAGCUCUUGUACAACAAGCUUUUCUACCCCUAAUUAUGAAUUAUAUAUUAAUUGUUUGUUUCAUAUAAGCCUUGUGGCUUUGUGAGAGAAGGAAUACCAAUGGCAUUUAAUUCUCUUUGUUUAAGAGGGAGGGUUAAGCCAAUAAUUCCGGAGGAGCGAUCUACAGAAAAAAAAAUAUGUUGUCAAGUUGUUCAGUUAUAAAAGCAAACAUAAAGAAGAUUGGGUUGAUUCUUUCAAA
Molecule: messenger RNA, 1694 nt
Organism: Nelumbo nucifera (sacred lotus)
Lineage: Eukaryota; Viridiplantae; Streptophyta; Magnoliopsida; Proteales; Nelumbonaceae
Gene: TBL33
Product: TRICHOME BIREFRINGENCE-LIKE 33
Cellular component (GO): Golgi apparatus
Molecular function (GO): O-acetyltransferase activity
Source: RefSeq, a predicted model, not a curated record